AUGCUUGAGCAUUUGUCAUUUAUUAGACGUUGCUCAUUGCUGGGAAAGCAAUUGAGACCAUGUAUGGCCAUGUUCGUUACAAAAAGGAGUUCAGGUGGCCUACAAAGCCCCAAUGCAGAUGUAGGACCAUCCCUAGAUUUAUCCGAAAAACUCAAAGAAGAAGAUAAUUUAGAAAUGGAUCAUAAGAAUGAAAAGGAAAAGAACAGAAAACAAGGUCCAUUGGUCAAGAUAACUGCAAAACAGUUGUCAAGAACUCGUAUAGUUGGCUCAAUGGUCAUCAGUCUCAGAGAAAUAGCUUGUGUAACAAUGUCACAGGACCUUACCCUUAGUAGCUGGCAACGUUUUCCGAUAUUUGAGACAAAAUCAAAAAAAUCAUCAAUAAUGAAUAUUGGAGAAUAUUAUGAAAGGAUAUCAGACUCUAUAGCACAAUUUCAAACAAUUCCUGAUCUAUGGAUUUUAGAAAAGCGCUUUUGGAAAUUAUCCGUCCCAUUUUUAAGUUCUCAUUUUCUUAUAACAAAAGCCAUGCUUCACUGUCUUUUAUCAGAAUUAUAUGACAAACAUAAAGUAGAGCGCAUCGUGUAUGGUCCGUGGAAUAAAACCGGCCAUGUUUUUGACAUUAUGGUACCUGGAGCAAGCUCUAGAAAAAGUGGUCGAGAAAAAGUGACUGAAAUUUUUCAGCAUGGUGAAUGGGGUGGCACUAAAAUUAAGUUUUCGACAAAUUUCAUUAAAAUAGGUGAAGCAGACAUUCUAGUUAAAAAUAAAACAGAAGACUUGAUUGAAGGUGAAUAUGAAAAAGUAAGUGAAGAAAUGUCCGAUGCAUUUCUUCAAGCUGUUGCUUUUUGGACAACUUUGCAAAAAAAGUAA
This is a messenger RNA of Styela clava, 864 nucleotides long. NCBI's taxonomy places the organism in Eukaryota, Metazoa, Chordata, Ascidiacea, Stolidobranchia, Styelidae. The record is from RefSeq and is a predicted model, not a curated record.